AUGGAGGCGGGCUCGCUGUGCCGCGCCGUCUACGCCUUCGCGGGCGACGGCCACCCCAGCGGGCUCCGCUUCGACGCGGGCGACACGAUUCGGGUGCUGCAGACACUGACCGACGGCUGGUGCGAGGGUGAGAAGGGCGAUGACAAGGGAUGGUUCCCCGCCGCCUACGUGCGUCUCGUUGAGUGCAGGAUACGGAUCGAGGAGGAAUACGCCAAGAAUUUGUCCAAGAUGUCACAGAGCCCCCUCGCGCUGCAGGAGGAAGGGACCCUGGGGGAGGCGUGGUCCCAGCUCAAGAAGAGUUUGGCUGACGAGGCGGAGGUCCAUCUCAAGUUUGCCGCCAAGCUGCACACGGAAGUGGAGAAGCCGCUGCUGAGCUACCGAGAGAACCUCAAGAAGGAGCUCAAAAAGUUCGAGCACCACAUAUCGGAGCAUCGCAAGCAGCUGCUGGGGCGGCUCGUCAACGUGGACAAGGCCAAGAAGGUCCUGGCGGAGCGGCAGCGUGACCUGGAGGUGAAGUCGCAGCAGCUGGAGAUCAAGCCCACGAACAAGACGGAGGAGGACAUCAAGAAGGCGCGACGCAAGUCCACCCAGGCUGGAGAUGACCUCAUGAAGUGCGUGGACCUCUACAACCAGGCGCAGUCCAAGUGGUUCGAGGAGGUGGUCACCACCAGCUUGGAGCUGGAGCGGAUGGAGAGCAGCAGGAUCGAGAUGGUGCAGGAGCACCUCUGCGUAUAUGCCCAGCUCCGCCACGAGACGGAUAUGUUCAACCAGAGCACGAUGGAACCCGUGGACCAGUCCCUGCAGAAGGUGGACCCCACGAAGGACCGCGAGCUCUGGAUCAAGGAACACAAGACCGGUCACGUGCAGCCCGUCAACAUGGAAGUCUGACGUCCCGCGCCUCCUUGUUCACCCAACGACGCCGUGCCCGGCGAGCCACGCUCAGUGGCCGCCGGUGCCCGGCGCGGGCGUGCCGAUCGUCGGCGUCACGCCCCCCCCCCCCCCCCCGCCCCCACCUCCCUCGUUACGCUUUGACGGCGGCAAAGUGACUUUGUGCCGUUGUGAGCCGUCAUGUUUUUUUUUCCCCUCCAUCCCUCUUCUAUUCGUCGCCUUUCUCCCGGGGCGGCAUCGUCGCCUCGUCACACUCGCCAUAGUUUUUGGCUCCUCGCGCAAUUUUUUGGGCCGUCCGCGAAUCGCGUCUGGAACUCCGCGCGGCUCCUCGCUGCUGCUGCUGCGUCGUCGUCGUCGUCGUCGUCGAGAGAGAGAGAGAGAGAAAGUGACGAGAGGUAAAGCGAUGAGAGAGGUAAAUGGAUGAGAGAGAAAGCGAUGAGAGGUAAAGUGACGAGAUAAGGCGAUGAGAGAGAAAGCUUCUUUGCGUAUUCAUUCAAGGUGCUUCAUCGUAGGCCGACGUCAUUACCCGCGAAGCGUGCUAGUCACGCGCAUCUCCGGAACCUAGCCCGCAUCUCAAAUCCAAGGGAACUUACAUUAACCCCCUCCCCCCCGCUUCACCCCCCCCCCCCCCCCCGGCCCCCCACCACCAUUGCCUUUUGCCGGACGGAGUCGCGAAGCGGCUGGCGGGUGUGGAGGCGGUGCAAUCGCUCCACCGCCACCGCCGCCACCAGCGCCGCUACCUGGGCCGGUGGGAGGGUGCAGGCACCACCUGGCGACGAGGAGAGGA
Messenger RNA from Petromyzon marinus (sea lamprey), 1675 nucleotides. The record is from RefSeq and is a predicted model, not a curated record. Lineage: Eukaryota; Metazoa; Chordata; Hyperoartia; Petromyzontiformes; Petromyzontidae.